Messenger RNA from Topomyia yanbarensis, 3857 nucleotides. Its product is annotated as BOS complex subunit NOMO1. Gene Ontology annotation, cellular component: endoplasmic reticulum membrane. NCBI's taxonomy places the organism in Eukaryota, Metazoa, Arthropoda, Insecta, Diptera, Culicidae. Bases 98 to 3700 code for a protein of 1200 amino acids. The transcript is spliced from 4 exons. Gene Ontology annotation, molecular function: carbohydrate binding. The record is from RefSeq and is a predicted model, not a curated record.
CAGCUGUCUAUUCCGUUCCGUCAGACUAUAGACAACCACUUUUCUGCACGAGCCGGUCGGGAUAUUUUCAUUAUUUUUCGAUAAAUUAUAAAAUAAAAUGGGACGGCCGUGUCUCACGGUGGUUUGCCUGCUCUAUUUCACGCUCGUUGUAUCAAAAUUGUGCACCGCUAAUGAAGUGUUCGGUUGUGGUGGUUUCAUAAAGAAUGCCAACUCGGACCUGGAUUUCAGCAAGGUUGAAGUAGGGCUGUACAACCUGCAAGGCAGUCUGAAAAUAAAAACGGACUGCUCACCGUCCAACGGGUACUAUUUUAUUCCCCUGUACGAUAAAGGACAAUAUGUGCUGAAGGUUAUUCCUCCACCCGGGUGGAGUUUCGAACCCGAACAGGUGGCAAUCAAAUUUGAUGGUACCACAGAUAUCUGCAGUCAGGGAAAAGACGUAAAUUUCCUUUUUAAAGGAUUCGGAAUCACCGGAAUGGUGGAGAUUUAUCGCCAUUCGGUUGGUGCUAAGGGAGUCCAGGUCGAACUUAGAUCGGAAAGCAAUACUAAAAUCGGACAGACAAUUACCGACAGUAAUGGUAUAUUUUCUUUCACGCCGAUUAAAUCAGGAAAAUAUGUCAUUAGAGUUAAACACGAUAAAUGGUACUUUGUACAACCGGAGUACGGUGUAACGGUGACGACCGGGAAUACCGAAAUUCCGCCAAAGUCGUUAGUCGUAGCAGGAUUUCAGGUGGACGGCAGUGUCGUUAGCGAUGGUCAACCUUUCGGUAAUGUUGGAUUUCUGCUGUACGCUGAAAAAGGUGCAGUUUCGAUGGUGAAAUGUCCGACCGAAAAUAUACCGAGGGUUAACGGAACUGAUCCAAAGUACGGUGGAUCUCCACGUUGCUACGUUGAAGCUAAUAAAGCUACGGGAAAGUUUAGCUUCCCGAGUGUUUCAACGGGAAAAUAUCGUGUGGUGCCGCACUUCACCAGCAAAGAUAUCCAGUUCCACAUCCGACCGGAAGCGAUGGAGUUUGAGAUAGGACGUGACAGUGUGGAUCUCAGUGAAAGUUUCGAGGUGACCGGUUUCAGUGUCAGUGGAAAUGUUUUGCUGGGUAGCGAAGGACCGGGAGUAGCAAAUGCAAAGGUUAAACUGAACGGACGAGAAAUUGCCACCACUGGAAGUGAUGGAAAGUAUAUGCUUGCGAAUAUUCAAGCAGGUACCUACACGAUCCAGGUGACGGCCGACGAUUUGCAGUUCAAGGAUCACAUUGUCAAAAUUGCGUUGAGUAAACCGGCACUACCGGAUAUCAUAGUGGAUGGUUUUAAGGUUUGUGGUCAGGUUAUCUCGCAGCAAUCACAUCGAGUUUCCAUCUCCAGGAAAACCCCAACGUUUCAAGUGGAAAUCCCAACGAAAGCAAAUGCCGGAGGCGAAUGGUGCACUUACUUAGAAAGUGGACAAUACACUGUCCGUGUUGUGACGAGCGAGCAGGAACAUGCUGCUGGUAUUCAAUUCUUCCCGUUGACUCAAACGAUCAGUGUGGAUCGAUCUCCAUUGGGUGGAAUAAUGUUCUCCCAACUGCGUGCUACGGUUGAAGGGGAAAUUCGUUGCCUAGCCGAUGCUGCUGGUAGCAGCUGCCCGAAGGAUUUAACGGUCACGUUAACUGCGUUGGAUUCAAACGCAAGUCCAGUUGGGCAGCCAACGAAGGCUGACUCGGAAGCUGGUCGGUAUUCGUUCAGUAACGUUCUUCCUGGUAGCUAUGAAGUUGCUGUACCCAAGUCAAGGCUAUGUUGGCAAGCGAGUACGAUUAGGAUCAAUGUGAAGACAGCUGAGGAAAACGUACCGACCUUUGUCCAGAGUGGAUACGUUGUUUCGAUUGUAUCUAGUCAUAGUACAAAAAUGAUCUACAAAAAAGAAGGCGUAGAAAACGCUAAGUCGCAGGAAAUUGCAUUAAAUCCGGGUUUGAACACAUUCUGCGUUGAUACGGCAGGUAGCUAUGCCAUCAGUUUCGUUGGUUGUCACAAGUUCGAUGAUAAUGUAGCCAGAUCAUUUAGUACGCUGGACUCCACUCCGCUGACCAUAACAGCGGUAAAACAUCGAAACACGGUCAAAAUUCUUGCCGAAGAAAAGUACUCCUAUACCACUAAAGUGUCUAUAGGAAGCUCGAUUCAAACCAUCGAAUUCACACCAACCGGAGAGAUGCUGAAUAAUCGACACGUUUAUAAACACGACUUCUUCCUGGAAUCUGGUGAGAACAUCCAUUUGACUCCGUUGAGCGACAUCAUGCUGUUUAGUCCGGUCUGGCUGGAUGCAACGGGUGGAUCGGAUUGCACCGAGGUACCGACGAAAAUUAUUGCCAGCAAAGGACUGCUCAUCAAUGGAAGAACUGCCCCUCCCAUCAAAGAUGCAAACAUUACGUUGCUAUUCCCCAAAAAUAUGGAACUUACACCUCUGGUAACUAUAACUAACGACAACGGAGAGUUUAGGUUUGGACCAAUCGAUGCUAGUCUAACGGUUGAGCUGUCUGCCGAGAAAGAAUCGUACGUAUUUUCAGCGUUUGACAAGAGCUCCAACACCUUUAGCGGUCAUAAGCUGUGCGAAAUUAUCGUCACGGUCCGGGAUGAUACCGGAGGCAAACUUCCGGGAGUGCUGCUGUCUUUGUCCGGUGCGGAGAGUUAUCGGAAGAAUCUUGUUACAGGCGAAGAUGGCACCAUCAAGUUCCACUCGCUUUCCCCAAGCGAAUACUACCUCAGAGCGAUGAUGAAAGAGUACGACUUCAAACCCAACUCGAAACUGAUCGAGGUAAAGGAAGGUGCAACCGUAACCGAAGAACUGAAAGCAACCCGCACAGCCUUCUCCAUCUUCGGUUCGAUCACAUCCCUCAACGGGGAACCGUUCCCGAAUGUACCGGUGGAAGCAGUAACGGAUGAACGCUGCGGAAACCACCUGGAGGAAGGAACCAGCGAAUUCAAUGGACAGUAUCGAAUUCGUGGUCUACAACCCGGAUGCCAGUAUCGCGUUCGAGUGCGUACAAACGGACCGAACUCCAACGUCGACCGUUCGAUACCCAAGGAAAAGUCGACCACCGUCGAGAAAGGUGACAUUCGCGACGUUAACAUGAUCGCAAUCAGUCCCCUUACGUUUGUAGAUGUUACGGUUCGCGUACUAGCUUCAGAGAACGACUUCUACAAAACGCUAAAGAUCUUCCUGUACAAAACGGGCAGUGAUUCACCUGUUCACUCGCAACGAAUCGAGUCCCCUUUGAACCCGAAGAGCAAAAUCAACCCGGGAAUUAUGGUGUUCUUCCCACGCAUACCAUUCGACGGCAAAUCAUAUUACAUCGAACUAACGACAAGUCUGUCGGAGAAGAACUACAAAUAUAAUCUUCCAACGGUUCAAUUUACUGCCAAUAGCAGCAGCUACUUUACCGAACUGCACUUCCGCCCGGAACUGCGUACGGCCGAAAACGAUCUCAAUCAGAACUCACUGUCUGCCAUCGUUCUCAUAUUCAUCGUUGGUUUCAUCUUUUUCAAGCAGGAUCUCGCCCUGGAACUGCUUGGCAUGGUGUGGAAUAAGGUUGCCGCCGGGGUGGGGGAAAUAGUAAGCAGAUCUAAGCCAAAGGAACAAAAGUACGAACCGGGAGCGAUCGAUGAGAAGGAGAUCGAAAAACUUGCUUCCAGCAUUAAUGCGAUUAAGAAGAAAAAAGUGAAGAAAGCUAACUGAGUAGCGAAGGUGAACUUGUAGUUCAGUGAGCGAUAGCAGCUUUUAGUCAUAGUAGAUGGUAAGAGAUGGUGUUCGGUAAGGAAAAAAUUAUUUGAAGGUAUACUACGUAUAACAAGUCUGGUUUAAUAAAACAAAGCGUUUUGUUUUUUUUCCUGGA